GUAUUUAGAUGUGUACAUACUUCUCUAGAGAAGUUAGCUUUGUACCUGAAAUAGUCCCUUGCCUUAAUGUUAGCAUGUUGGUGUGCUUGGUUUCUGGGCCCAUUGUUUGUUCCCUUUGACUCUGUGAUCUAUACAGGAAAAGCCUUUUCUUUUUCUUCUAGAGUGUCUAGUCUUUCUUAUCUUUCUUUCAAAAUUCAGUCCACAGAAGAUCAGACCAGACCAUUCGAUUCCACCUGUGACUGAUUCCAAAAGAGUCCAAAACCUGCAAAAAUAAAUUUCAUAGAAAUGCAGACCGCGUUUUGCGGAUCUUCGCCUAUAAAGGCCCUCUGAUCUUGUUCCAGUAUCCAAGCUUUCAAGUCUGUUCGCAGCCCAAUUAUCUCGGAGGGAGGCUGCUUAAGUUGACUCUUAGUCGGUCCAGAACCGCAGGCUGAGCUGAAGCUCGCAAUGUCUACCAAAAGUGAGAGCUUGUGGCUCAACGAUGCUGUUCGAGGAGAAACUGAACUCUGUAUCUUGCCAAAAUCAGCACCACCGAAGAACGGCAUGACUUCCAUGCCAGAUGAUUUGUACCCCGUUGAUCAUGGCCUACGUUCGAACAUGCUGUUUGGACGUCGGUCUGAUUGCAGCGAGCUGAAGAUUGCAAUUCAUGAUUUCAUUCCAAUAAGCGGCAUAUCCACAUUUGAAAUAUAUUGUGUCGGCUUCGAUGUCCAUCCGAAUUACUGAAUCUGCUUACGAGAUCCGCAUAAUGCGAUUAAGUAGUGUGGAAUCUGAAGGACUCGUGUAAAUGCGCGGCGGUAUGUUGUGUAGGUCAAUCUUUCCUUACCAGGCAUGUAAUCUGCAAUUGCAGUUGGAUGACGUACGUAGCCGGUAGACAUUUACCUGUAAAUAUUUACGUGCUUAUUCCACAUGCCAUUGCAAAUUACAUCUUCCUUUUAGCACAAAGGCUAUGAUGUAGUCCGAUUAUGCAUAGCAUUUUGUGGCAUGCUGAUGAUACAUAAGCUCGGAUCUGUGGAUAGAUUUCUUUUAGAAUCGAGUCUAUUUAGCGUCAUGUGAUCUGCAAUUGCACUUGGAUAUUGUACGUAGCACGUCUGUAGACAUGUACAUAUAUACGUCCAUCUUCCACAUGCAAUUGCAGAUUGUAUCUGCUCUCGGGUAGACUGCCCACAAAAUGUAGCUAUUUUUGAUAAAUAUCAGUUCGU
Messenger RNA from Marchantia polymorpha subsp. ruderalis, 1196 nucleotides. The record is from the annotation of a GenBank genome assembly. Lineage: Eukaryota; Viridiplantae; Streptophyta; Marchantiopsida; Marchantiales; Marchantiaceae.